Molecule: messenger RNA, 520 nt
Organism: Scutellospora calospora
Lineage: Eukaryota; Fungi; Glomeromycota; Glomeromycetes; Diversisporales; Gigasporaceae
Source: the annotation of a GenBank genome assembly
AUGUUAUCUGUUGAUGAUGAGGAAUUACCGUCAGAAGAAGAAGCCUUACAAGCUACUAUUCAAAGAAAUUUAGAGUUUUCUUUAUAUAGAAAUCAAAGAGUAGAACAAUUGUUUAAUAUUCUUAAACCACAAUUACCCCCUCAAGCUUUAUAUGAUACUCAACUGCAUUAUAAAAUAGAAGUAUCAAAAACUAGAUUUAGAUUUGAUAAUGAAGCAGAAUUUGACUGGACUUAUAUUUACUUCUUAAAUGAGAAGUUCAAGAAAACUCAAGGAAAAGCAACUAGACCUUCAAGUUGGAAAGGCUCUAAUAUUCAAUGCUGGUUAUCUUUACAAAAAUUACUUGUAUGUUGUCCAGAAAACUUACCUCCUCAGUAUUAUGAAACUUUUGAAAACUAUGAAGAAGAAGUUUUCAUGAUGGCUAUUGAUAAUGAAUUACUUGCAAACUCUCUAACUCUAAUGAACUCUAAUCAUUACCAAGACAUGAUAACAACUCUUGAACCAAUCUUAUAUGAAAAUUAUA